AUGGCCGCCGCACUCCUAUUAGGCGCGGUCGAUGUGGAGAAAGCGGCUCAUGUUCCGGCGAUGUUCGUGUUCGGAGACUCUUUAACUGAUCCGGGAAACAAUAACAAUCUGGUGACCCUCGCGAAAGCCAAUUAUUAUCCAAAUGGUAUUGAUUUCCCCUACGCAGCUACAGGAAGGUACUGCAAUGGUGGAACGAUGGCUGAUCAUUUAGGUGCUCUUCUUGGGCUACCGCUAAUUCCUCCCUUCACUAACCCCGGCACAACUGGUUCUAACAUUCUAAAAGGAGUAAAUUUCGCAUCAGCUGCUUCUGACAAGUCCAAAACGCAUACUCCAAGUGCUUAUGCUCAGCUACUUGUUCAAGAGUACACCAGGCAAAUCAUGGAUUUGUAUGAGCUGGGAGCGAGGAGAUUUUUGAUCGGCGGAGUUCCUCCGAUCGGGUGCACUCCGAACCAAAUAGCAAAUUCGGGGAACGACAUAGGCUCGUGUGUUAAUUCUACAAAUUGGCUAUCAUGUAGCAAGCUAUUCACUGCAGCUCUGGCAAAACUAAGGUACCUCUCCCCCUACCGAUUUUAUUGA
Molecule: messenger RNA, 576 nt
Organism: Ananas comosus (pineapple)
Lineage: Eukaryota; Viridiplantae; Streptophyta; Magnoliopsida; Poales; Bromeliaceae
Product: GDSL esterase/lipase At1g71691-like
Exons: 5
Coding region: 1-576 (191 amino acids)
Source: RefSeq, a predicted model, not a curated record